Pteronotus mesoamericanus is the source of this 2341-nucleotide messenger RNA. RefSeq names its product nuclear receptor subfamily 2 group F member 6 (gene NR2F6). NCBI's taxonomy places the organism in Eukaryota, Metazoa, Chordata, Mammalia, Chiroptera, Mormoopidae. Gene Ontology annotation, molecular function: zinc ion binding; nuclear receptor activity; RNA polymerase II cis-regulatory region sequence-specific DNA binding. Bases 635 to 1867 code for a protein of 410 amino acids. Gene Ontology annotation, biological process: cell differentiation; negative regulation of transcription by RNA polymerase II; anatomical structure development. The transcript is spliced from 4 exons. The record is from RefSeq and is a predicted model, not a curated record.
CUCGGGCCCAGGCUCAGGCCCAGGCCUGGCGUGCGCGGCCGCAGCGGGGACGGCAGCUCGGGAAGCGCCGGCCAGCGGCCCUGCAGGCCCCGAGCGGCCGCCGGGGGGCCUCGGGGACCCAGGGGGCGCGGCGACCGGCUCCGGCGCGCGCCCGCCGCCCCUCCCCCUCGCCGCGGGCGGCCGCGCAACUUGCGGCUAAACUUUCCCCCCGGCCUCCCGCGCCCGAAUGGCGGCCCGCUAAGUUGGCCGUAGCACCCAGCCGAGCGGCGGCCAGGCCAGAGGGCGCCCCCUGCGCAGCCCGGGCCGGGCCAUGGCCCGCGCGCCCCCGCCGGGGCCCCAGGGCGGCGGGGCGCGAGUCCCCGGGGCCCCCGGCCCGCGCCUCUAGCGCGCCCCCCCCGACCCCGGGCCCGGCCCCGCGCACGCGUGGGAAAGUUGGCCUGGAACCGGCCCGACCAGUUCCGCCCGGGCGCGCGGACCGGUCGCAGGAAGUUGCUGCAAAACUUUUUUGGGGGGUGCAGUCGGUGUCCCCCGCGCGCCAGGGUCGGAUGCGCACCGGGUAGAGUCCCCCGGGCCGACAGGGGUGCCCGGCGGGAGGAGCGCGGAGGGGGCGCCCCGGCCCCGCUGCCCUGGGGCUAUGGCCAUGGUGACCGGCGGCUGGGGCGGCCCCGGCGGCGGCGGCGGCGGCGGCGGCGACACGAACGGUGUGGACAAGGCAGGCGGCUACCCGCGCGCAGCCGAGGAAGACUCGGCCUCACCCCCCGGCGCCGCCAGCGACGCGGAACCGGGCGACGAGGAGCGGCCGGGGCUGCAGGUGGACUGCGUGGUGUGCGGGGACAAGUCGAGCGGCAAACACUACGGCGUCUUCACCUGCGAGGGCUGCAAGAGCUUCUUCAAGCGGAGCAUCCGCCGCAACCUCAGCUACACCUGCCGGUCCAACCGGGACUGCCAGAUUGACCAGCAUCACCGUAACCAGUGCCAAUACUGCCGCCUCAAGAAGUGUUUCCGGGUGGGCAUGAGGAAGGAGGCGGUCCAGCGUGGCCGCAUCCCGCACUCGCUGCCGGGCGCUGUGGCUGCCUCCUCGGGCAGCCCCCCGGGCUCUGUGCUGGCUGCAGCGGUGGCAGGUGGGGACCUCUUCCCAGGGCAGCCUGUGUCGGAGCUGAUCGCGCAGCUGCUGCGCGCCGAGCCCUACCCCGCAGCAGCGGGGCGCUUUGGCGCGGGCAGCGGUUCCUCGGGCGCAGUGUUGGGAAUCGACAACGUGUGUGAGCUGGCUGCGCGGCUGCUGUUCAGCACAGUGGAGUGGGCUCGCCACGCGCCCUUCUUCCCUGACCUGCCGGUGGCCGACCAGGUGGCGCUACUGCGCCUGAGCUGGAGCGAGCUGUUCGUGCUGAACGCCGCGCAGGCGGCGCUGCCCCUGCACACGGCGCCGCUGCUGGCCGCAGCUGGUCUGCACGCCGCGCCCAUGGCCGCUGAGCGCGCCGUGGCCUUCAUGGAUCAGGUGCGUGCCUUCCAGGAGCAGGUGGACAAGCUGGGCCGCCUGCAGGUCGACUCCGCUGAGUACGGCUGCCUCAAGGCCAUCGCGCUGUUCACACCUGACGCCUGUGGCCUUUCAGACCCAGCGCAUGUGGAGAGCCUGCAGGAGAAGGCGCAGGUGGCCCUCACCGAGUACGUACGGGCCCAGUACCCGUCCCAGCCCCAGCGCUUCGGGCGCCUGCUGCUGCGGCUCCCUGCCCUGCGUGCAGUCCCUGCCUCCCUCAUCUCCCAGCUGUUCUUCAUGCGCCUAGUGGGCAAGACGCCCAUCGAGACACUGAUCCGAGACAUGCUGCUGUCCGGAAGUACCUUCAACUGGCCCUACGGCUCGGGCCAGUGACUGGAUAGGACCGAGGGCACCUUGGCCCGGUCUGCAGACCUCAAGGGAUAUGGCUGCUUGAGCCUCAGGGGAGAUCCCCAGACAGAGGACCCCAGCCUCUCUCCUCAGACUCCUAUUUUUUAAAGACUGUGAAAUGUUUGUCUUUUCUGUUUUUUAAAUGAUAAUGAAACCAAAAAGUUGACUGAUCGUCCAGGCUCCAGCCUCGUCCUCCCAAGAAACCCCUGGCCAAGGUGGAGGGAGGGACUGAGGUUCCAAUCCUGAGACAGUCGUGUCCCUCAGCACCUCAGGCAUGAACUUGUGGGAUGGUGGGGUUGGCUUCCCUGGUGUGAUGGACAGAGGCCUGGCACCUGGACUGGAGGGGCAGCCACAGCCAGGCAGGGGUCGUGUGCAUCAGGUGGCUUCCUCUGGACACGUGAUCCAUGUUGGACACUACACGGUUAAUGAAUCAAGGCCAAUUAAUAAAGGUGUUUCCUA